UGGGCCUAAUUGCAGGCCGUCAAAAGAGCUUAUAAGUCAACUUUUUAAGCAUUGCCAAACAUGCUGUAAACGAAGAGACCGAAUUGUGACAUGUGAACCCGCCUGAACUAAAUUCGAAUUCCCAAUUUUCCUUUCCAAUUCUCAUUUCGAUUUCUUUUCGCCAGAUCACAUAUAAUCAAUCUUUCCUCUUUCUCUUUAAUCACAAAAUCGCUGCUUUUAUCCCUAAUGAAAUAUUAACCUGUGAAAGAGGCGGCCAUGGAAGGAGAAGGAAGUUCGGAGAUGGAAUUCACGAAUAUCGAGACAACAGCAGAGUCACUAGACACUUCUGUGAUUUUUCACGUCGUUAUCGAUAUUCUUGGCUUCAUUCUUUUCAUGCAUCAACAAAUUCCUUCUGUAUUGCAGGAUAUUAGUCAGGAAUUUGAUGAAUUGCGUGCCGAGUACAACGAUUUGGUGGAUCUCACUCCACAAAGUGAAGUGAAGCCAGUGUCAUUAAGGAGAAAGCAAGCUGCAAGAAGAAGAGAAGUAAAAAUGGGAAUUAGAAGGCUGGAAAAAUUGAUGAAUACUAUUUCUAAUCUCAAGACUGCUGUUCAAGUAAUGAUCACUGAGGUUCCCAAUUUGGAGACAAUUAUUCUGGUUCUUGGACCAAGUCCCUUAAGGCCUCUACAUGUUUAUGAGCUGUGUUUUUUACAAGGAAGGAUUGUUUCGGGUGAUUUUGGUCGAAGUAAAGUUACUGAAGGGCUUUCAAGAAAGGCGAUACGUACAUUGAUAUCAAGGGGCGCAGGAUCAGAUUCGUAUGCUGGUCCGACGAAGUUGUUUGUACUAGUUAAAGCUCCCUCUUCAUUCAAUAUUCCUAUGCAUUUUCUCCCCAAGCGCGAGUUUAGAUACAAUAGGAAGGUAAAAAUCCGAACUUUAUCGUUUUCCGAUUGGUAUCACUGUUGCUGUUUUUGAAUAUUUUUCUUGUUUGAAACUUGCAUUCACU
Olea europaea var. sylvestris is the source of this 979-nucleotide messenger RNA. RefSeq lists its product as uncharacterized. NCBI's taxonomy places the organism in Eukaryota, Viridiplantae, Streptophyta, Magnoliopsida, Lamiales, Oleaceae. The transcript is spliced from 5 exons. Gene Ontology annotation, biological process: regulation of exit from mitosis. Gene Ontology annotation, cellular component: nucleus. The coding region runs from base 256 to 948 and encodes 230 amino acids. The record is from RefSeq and is a predicted model, not a curated record.